AUGGCGAGUGGAGCACCGCCGAUGCAGAGCGUCCCGCCGAGCGGGAAGCAAAAGUCCAAGGCGUAUCUGUCGUCUGUUGCGAUCCAGAGCGAUGCGACCAAGUACCGCCAAAAGUAUAAGGAGCUGAAGCGCAAAGUGCGCGAGAUCGAGGGUGAAAACGACAAGCUCCAGGUGACGACGCUGCGCAUCAAGCGCAACAUCCAGCGCCUGCGUCUCGAGCGCGCAAUUCUUUAUGAGCGCAUGGAGGCAGAUAUGCGGACGAUGACGACGGCCAAGCCUCCGGCUACGGAAUCCGCGCCGAGCACCGCCUCGGCUCCGAAGGAGGAGGAGCCAGAAAUGGAUAUCGGCCUGGAACUCGAAAACACGGUGUGA
Malassezia japonica is the source of this 372-nucleotide messenger RNA. RefSeq lists its product as uncharacterized. Bases 1 to 372 code for a protein of 123 amino acids. The transcript has 3 exons. Lineage: Eukaryota; Fungi; Basidiomycota; Malasseziomycetes; Malasseziales; Malasseziaceae. The record is from RefSeq and is a predicted model, not a curated record.